Trichoplusia ni (cabbage looper) is the source of this 3269-nucleotide messenger RNA. RefSeq names its product seminal metalloprotease 1-like. The record is from RefSeq and is a predicted model, not a curated record. NCBI's taxonomy places the organism in Eukaryota, Metazoa, Arthropoda, Insecta, Lepidoptera, Noctuidae. The transcript has 6 exons. Gene Ontology annotation, biological process: proteolysis. The coding region runs from base 2217 to 2921 and encodes 234 amino acids. Gene Ontology annotation, molecular function: metalloendopeptidase activity; zinc ion binding.
CAUUCAAGUGCAUCACUUGAACUUGCUUGAUUUACAUAAAUAAUUAACAAUUAUUUAUAACAAAGAACUUAAUAAAAUGUUGUUCUUAAUUGGUAAAAUGAUGAUGCCGUUGAACGAUUCUACCUAAAUUACGUUAAAGUAGUGCCCCUCAUCUUAAGUCGGUAAAGGCUUGUAUGAAUGUAUUAAGUUACGGUAUUUGAUAUAACAAUGGUUCGUUACUUAUGUGUAACUGGAUUAUACAUGACCCGAACCAUGUAUAAUCCAGUUAGACAUUUAUUAUAAAUUAUACUAUAAAAUCAAUUUCACAUAAAGUUAGGUUACGACAAGUAGAAUAUCGAUGCAUGUAAGUUCCUUAUAGUUUUGAAUCUAACGGAUGUGAUCCUACGAACUGCCCCAACCGAUGUUUUUCUUGGACAAAAAACUUAUUUUCUAUGCGUAUAAUUUGUUAAUAAACGAUCUCGGCUAUUUUCAUAGCAAACUUGUCAGAGUCGACGAAAUUGUUUGAUACCUUGAUUUGGUCAUGACAAAAGCGUUAGUUACGCUUUGUAUCAAAUUAGUAUACUACAUUCGUUUUAUGGACUGCCUGGAUGCCAUAGUAAAAGAAGUUGUUUGUGUUUCGAAGGAAUAAUAAAUUGUUUUGGAGUGUAUAGUGCCUCUAACAUUCAGUGAUUUAGUAAUAAUAAGGAACAGUUAUAAUUUAUUCCUUUAAAAAAUGAUUUCAUUGAAUCAGACUGCAACUAAAAACUUGACAAGAUAAUAAUAUCUUUUUUAGACUUGAGGUGCAGUUGGUGUCGAUUACUUUCCCUUAAGACGUUAGCCUUUGCCUUCCUAAACAGACCCUUAAAAAAUCUCCUGAAUAAAAAGCGAAAGGUUAUUAUAUAUUCAAGUGAUGCACUUGAAUGUCUGAGAACUCACCAGGGUUCUAAAGAUAAGUCGAGUGGCGAAAUAAACACCACUUAGUUUCGUAAGUAAAAGAUAACCUGAUUAUCUAAUUAGGUGAUCGAUUGUGAUGUCCCGCUGUUAGGCUACACCAGCACGGCCCUACGAGUGGAAGCAAAAUGAAGUUAAAAGGCGUGGAGACACGAUUUGCUACUCAGUACACUAGUGGUUCAUUAAAGUGGGCGGUUGAAGCGUAAAAAAAAAUAUUCUAAAAUGAAGUUAAAUUGCACAAUGUGGAUUAUUUUAAGUAUAAUGAUAGUUACUUCCAUAGCAGCACCUGUGCCUCAGGGUUCUGAUGAUGAAAACAGCGGUAGGUAAAUAAAGCUUUUAAUAUAAUUCCUUAUUUCGUUACUGUACUGGAAACAAUUUUCUACCGAAUAUAGUCACAUCCUCGGAGGAGGAAGUGGGUAGUGUCAGACUUUUAUUGACUUACCCUAGCCGCCGAGCUACUAAGAGCAAAAGCAGAAGGCACACAAUCUUGUACACGAUUUCCUAUAAAUGGAUCUCUAGAUUUAUUCAUAAAGAUUAGGGCUCCGAGGUUUUUUAAGAUUUCUGACUGCUACCUGAAGAGCUUUGCUAGUGUCAAUCAUUCAGACUUUUAGAUUUCAAUUAUAUUUUUCCUGCCUAUCCAAAAGUAGUUAGAAGACUUCGCUUUAUUUAGGCCCAUUAGGUCAUUUAGGUAUACUUAUUACCUACUGAUUUCAAUGCUGUGUCCAAUUUCGUGUAUUGUAUGUUAGGAAUAUUAUUUUUAAACAUUCAUCAAUCAAAAUCUGUUGUCGUAAAUAUAGAAUGUUCCCUUAAACAAUAAAGCAUUUAUGAAUCCACCUCGCAAAAUUACGCAAACAGAUUUCUGAGAUAACAUUAGUGGUUAGUGUUAUUUUUCUGCACAGGCCAAAGCGGAUACGGCUCAGUUAGCAGGCUGUGUGCUAUGUUUCAUAUGCAUAAGCCGCCAAGCACUGCAUUCUGCAUGCUGAUGUCGUAUCCUGUUCUGAGUUCCUUAAGUACAAUUAUACCAGUGGGUUAAACGAAAAUUCAAAUCAAUUAGAUUCGUGUUUGCAUUAAAAUAAUCGAAAUCAUUAACAUAUUGGCGCAACUUUUUACAUCCAAUUUUUUUUUAAUUUUAUAUUCUUAAGGCAUCGGUCAAUAACCAAACUUUUCUCAAUUAAUAUUCAACCCCAAAAACUGAUAGAGGUAGCGUAGAUAGCGUUACUCUAUCAAGGUAUAGGUUGUGCAGGAAUACCUGUGUAGAUGAAUUUGGAGACUUCUUCGAGGGAGACAUGAUGUUGUCGGACGAUCAGCGCGAAGCAGUCUUUGAAACGGACGUUAAUGAUAGAAAUGGAAUACGGGAUGUUGUCGCUCGCUGGCCAAACCGUACUGUCGUGUACCACAUCAACGAGGAAGAUUUUGAUGAGAAACAGUUGCGGGCCAUUGAGGCUGCUUUGGCUGAUAUAGCGAAUAAUUCGUGUGUCAGAUUUCGUAAACGUGAGAGCGAAGACGAACGUGCUGUUAUUAUACAAGAAGGUCCAGGUUGUAGCUCCAACGUGGGAUUCAAGUCUUCAGGCCAACAAGUUAUGCAACUAGGAAGGGGUUGUUUUAAGCACGGGACCAUUGUUCAUGAGAUGUUGCAUACUCUAGGAUUCUUCCACAUGCAAUGCACUUACAAUAGAGAUGAUUAUGUCACCAUCGUUUGGGAAAAUAUUAAACCAGGUCGCGAACAUAAUUUCAAAAAGUACGGCAAAGAUGUUAUUAACGACUUCGAUGUACCUUAUGACUACGACAGUGUGAUGCAUUAUCCAGCUACAGCCUUCUCUGCCCACAAAGAAAAAACAAUUAUUCCAAUUAAGGAAAAUGUGGAGAUCGGCCAAAGAGUGGGUCUAUCCGAAGGCGACAUACUUAAAUUAAACAGAAUGUAUUGUGAUGAAACAGAAGAUAAGGAAAACGAAAUUGAGUAUGACGGCGAUUUACUGGCGAUUGGCAAAUAAAUGAUUAACAAUAAAGUUGAUUAAGAUAACGUUAAGUGUGAAAUAAAACUCUUGAAAUCAUAAAAUGAUUUUAAAAUCGAUGUCAAUAAAACUAGACAAGGUACCACUCACACCGUAUUGGAACAAGUGUUUUGUUUUCAGUACAUUUUAUUUAAUUCAUUGCAACAAUGUCACCCAGUCUUGUUAGUUUCGGUAAGGUAUAUUAUUAACUGGUGCAUGGCGCUCAGACAAUAAGAUUACUGGGAUCUGGCGCAACAUCUUUGUUCUCAGCCUAUCACUGUACCUAGAACACUUCAUAACGGUUUAGUACCUGUGUUAGUGUAGGCGCGCACGACGGUACAAAGAACA